Molecule: messenger RNA, 1071 nt
Organism: Aspergillus tubingensis
Lineage: Eukaryota; Fungi; Ascomycota; Eurotiomycetes; Eurotiales; Aspergillaceae
Product: J domain-containing protein
Exons: 3
Coding region: 1-1071 (356 amino acids)
Source: RefSeq, a predicted model, not a curated record
AUGUCGUCGCUUCUCUCUUUCUUCGGUUGGGCUGUCCUCCCAAACUAUGUCACCUCCAUCGUCCAGAGCGUCUACUAUGGCAUCACCAUCCGUGCAGGUGAACCCCGCCCUCAGCCCGGCACUCCGCGCUAUGCGCGACACCGCCGGCGCAUCUACAUCCUCGUCGUGACCAGCUACCUCCUCUACACUCUCUACGAGACCUUCCAUCGCGUACAAGUCGCAGGCGACUUCUACCGUGCCCUGGGCGUCUCUCCGUUCGCCGAUGAACGCACUAUCAAAUCGCGCUUCCGUCGUCUGGCUGCCCAGCACCACCCAGAUAAGGCCGGCGGCGCCGUGUCCGACAGCUACUUUGUGUAUCUGCGACUGGCGCAGGAUACGCUCCUCGACCCCGUGAAGCGGGUCGCGUAUGAUAUGUAUGGCCCGGACAUGCUGAAUUGGGGCGAUAAGAGGACCCUGCAGGAAUUUGUGAUGGCUGGGUUGCAGCGGUCCCUGCCGCAGUAUGUGAUCGGGUUGGUCACUAUUGUGGUGCUGCAGUUUACGUAUUGGUCGGAGUGGGGACGCUAUUGGCGCUACUUCACCUUCGCUGCGCUGGUUACCCUCGAGUCGAUCCUACUUACACGUCCUACGGCAUUAUUACUCCCGUGGAGCUAUAUCCCCGCCGGAUUGCAGGGUUUGCUGGGAUUCUCGUCCAAGGGCCCCGAGUUCUAUCUCCUGCCGUUUCAGAUCCUGACGCUGGCCCAGCGUGCCUCGGUCACUCUGCACAUCUUCAUCUCGCAGGUCACGCCGCCGGAGAUUAGUAAACGGGCGUCGUCUGCCCCGGGCGAUCGUCUGCAUCCGCAGACCAUGCAGAAACUGGGUCAGCUGGCGCAGCUCUCUCGGGCGACAGAUGGCGAAGCGACUCGGCUGCUGCAGUUGGGGUUUGCGCCGUUCAAGGGUGAUCGUGAGGGCGUGACGGCGCUGCGGAAGGGCAUGAAGGAGGCGUUGGUGCUGGGCAGUGUUCGGGCUAGUCCGGGAGUGCAGCAGGCGGUUGGGGAGGUGAUCCGACGGAAGAAGCAGGGGAAGGCGGAUUGA